This is a messenger RNA of Cooperia oncophora, 456 nucleotides long. The record is from the annotation of a GenBank genome assembly. Lineage: Eukaryota; Metazoa; Nematoda; Chromadorea; Rhabditida; Trichostrongylidae.
AUGCUUUGUUCCACAACCAGAUAUCGACGUUGGUGUUGUACGUUUUGUGCCGCGAAUACAGCCUUUGAUAAGUUCUCCAUUCGAGCUGGUCGAAAAAUUGUGCAGACAGAUCUUUCAUUAUCGCCAGAAAUACAUGAUCAAAGGCCUGAAAAAACACUAUAUCCUAAAGAGAUAGCGGACGAUAUGGCUCACCAGCUGCUAAAAGACUGUCGUGUUAAUCCAACUGCUUCAUCCAUUCAACUCGGCAUCGAGGAGUUUGCAGAUUUGGCCGCCGGUUAUGAGAAACAGUGUAGAAGUAUGCCUGGAUUGUUCUUGUACGACUACAUCAAACCAAAGAACACAAUCGAAAUGCUCGCCCAGAAACCAGGCGCUGUUCCACCGGAGAACCCAUACCGAUUCGAAAAAGUUCCUUUGGAAGGAAUACGAUUAUCGGAUGCUGACAGAUUUCUCAGUUAA